This is a messenger RNA of Phragmites australis (common reed), 781 nucleotides long. Its product is annotated as probable 3-beta-hydroxysteroid-Delta(8),Delta(7)-isomerase. The record is from RefSeq and is a predicted model, not a curated record. Gene Ontology annotation, biological process: sterol biosynthetic process. The transcript is spliced from 4 exons. Gene Ontology annotation, cellular component: membrane; endoplasmic reticulum. Gene Ontology annotation, molecular function: cholestenol delta-isomerase activity; steroid Delta-isomerase activity; C-8 sterol isomerase activity. Bases 6 to 650 code for a protein of 214 amino acids. Lineage: Eukaryota; Viridiplantae; Streptophyta; Magnoliopsida; Poales; Poaceae.
GGCAAAUGGGGCACCCCUACGCGCCGGCAGAGCUGCAGCUCCCGGGGUUUGUGCCGCUGCAGCUGUCGCAGGGCGAGAUCCUCGUGCCCUACCUCGGCGCCUCCCUCCUCGUACUCCUAGCCGUCUGGCUCAUCUCCGGAAGAUGUGGCAGAUUGUCCAAGACCGACCGUCUGCUUAUGUGCUGGUGGGCAUUCACAGGGUUGACCCACAUACUCAUCGAGGGGCCCUUCGUAUUCACCCCUAAUUUCUUCAAGAAGGAAAACCCCAAUUUCUUCAAUGAAGUUUGGAAAGAAUACAGCAAAGGCGACUCCAGAUAUGUCGCUAGGGACACCGCAACUGUGACCGUUGAAGGGAUUACCGCUGUAUUGGAAGGUCCUGCAUCACUGCUUGCAGUCUAUGCCAUUGCAUCUCGGAAGGCUUACAGCCAUAUUCUCCAGUACACCGUCUGUUUGGGUCAGCUCUAUGGAUGCUUGGUUUACUUCAUUACCGCCUACUUAGAUGGCUUCAACUUCUGGGUCAGUCCAUUUUACUUCUGGGCAUACUUCAUUGGUGCAAACAGUUCGUGGGUUGUGAUACCAACACUCAUCGCCAUAAGAUGCUGGAAGAAAAUAUGUGCAGCAUUUCAAGUUGAAAAGGUGAAGACUAAAUAAGAGCUGCCAUAAGACAUGUUGUAUUAUGGACAAUAUCAUUUGGUCUCGGAAUCGUGUCUUUGUACUGAAAACUGCUUGUACCCUUUGCUCAAACAACAUUGUAAUGCAUGGAAAUUUGAUUUUGUUCCUUA